ACCAGUAAAAAUUCGGAGGUUUUAUAAGGUUUUGUCUUUGUGUGAUUAAUGUGUUUGGGGGUUUCACUGUGAAAGUAGCAGUAAUAGACAGUAGUAUGAACAAACUAAAACAAGGAGAAAAGCAAGCAGCAGAAAGUUGUGGGGAAGCAAAGAAAGGCAAUACAAAGAGAUAGGAAAGUGAAAAAGUUCUUAUGCUUUUGGGUUUGGUUUUUUUCUCUGUCUACAUAGCUUGGGAGUGUAUAACUGGUGUAAGCAAGAAUAGUCGAUGUGAUUUGAUAGGAACUCAGCCUGAACAUUGCAACCAGCGCUUUGCGUAGUGUGCUUAUUUUGGUUGAAUAUAAUGAGUUAUAGUGGCUCCAAUAUGGGUUCUGGUAGUAGAACUACUAGAAGUACAUUCGAGUAUGGAAGAACCCAUGUGGUUAGGCCCAAGGGGAAACACCAGGCCACCAUAGUUUGGCUGCAUGGCCUUGGUGAUAAGGGAUCAAGCUGGUCCCAGCUCUUGGAAACACUUCCUCUUCCAAAUAUUAAGUGGAUUUGCCCAACUGCUCCUACUAGGCCAGUAGCGAUAUUUGGUGGAUAUUCUUGCACUGCUUGGUUUGAUGUUGGAGAUCUUUCAGAAGAUGCUCCUGAUGAUUUGGAGGGGUUAGAUGCUUCAGCAGCACAUGUGGCUAAUCUUUUGUCAACAGAACCUGCUGACAUCAAACUUGGAAUUGGUGGCUUCAGUAUGGGUGCUGCAACAGCACUUUAUUCUGCCACUUGCCGCAUAUUAGGACAAUAUGGAAAUGGAAAUCCCUAUUCGGUCAACCUAAGUGCAGUUGUGGGUUUAAGUGGCUGGCUUCCAUGUUCAAGGACAUUGAAAAGUCGAAUGGAAAGAUCACACGAGGCAGCAAGGCGAGCUGCAUCCUUGCCUAUUUUGCUCUGCCAUGGUUUAGGUGAUGAUGUAGUUGCAUAUAGACAUGGAGAGAGAUCAGCACAGACCUUAAAUUCGGUUGGCUUUCGGGAUCUCACAUUUAGAUCAUAUAACGGGUAUUGA
Messenger RNA from Pistacia vera, 1033 nucleotides. Its product is annotated as acyl-protein thioesterase 2-like. The record is from RefSeq and is a predicted model, not a curated record. NCBI's taxonomy places the organism in Eukaryota, Viridiplantae, Streptophyta, Magnoliopsida, Sapindales, Anacardiaceae. Bases 341 to 1033 code for a protein of 230 amino acids. Gene Ontology annotation, molecular function: hydrolase activity. The transcript has 10 exons.